Molecule: messenger RNA, 681 nt
Organism: Protopolystoma xenopodis
Lineage: Eukaryota; Metazoa; Platyhelminthes; Monogenea; Polystomatidea; Polystomatidae
Source: the annotation of a GenBank genome assembly
AUGGUGAAAGUUGUCGGGCUUCUGGCACAUUUCCCACCAGCCCAGAAGAUGCCAUCCACUCUGCAUCGUACCGGCCCUGAGGCGGCCAGGAUUGCCAAGACAGCCGUCAGCUGGUCUCGACUCCCGCACUCUCUCGACGCGACUGUAUGCUCGUCCGGAUUGUCCGUCGAUCCUACUCUCUAUCAGGCGCACACGCUGCCCCCGACUGGCGCUGAGACUCGUCUCAUGUCGGGCCGGAUUGUGCCGACCCGCGUUGCCGGUAUCGUGUCUGAUUCCGACAGUCAGAUCCCAAUUUACACCUCACUUUUGCCCAAGUGGUACUCUACCGGUCGAAAUAUGGAGUCACAUUUGGUAGUCCUUCCUCCUCGCGGUGAGACGGACUCAACCACCGCCGAACAGGCCGACAACACAACACUGAGCAGUGUUGGCAAGACGGACAAACUGGAACGACUCUCGCAUCCGCCCCCGGAGCCAGAACAUUCUGUUUCCAGGUGCCCCUGGAUACCGGAGGCCGGAUCGGCAACUUUCACCCUCGGCCGACAUACACCGUCCAGACAACUUGUGCCGGCGACCCAGGCCGACCAGACACAGAAGGCCCAAAAUGCCGUCUACCAAACUCUGCAAACUGGUCUGGUCUCCAUGGCUCCGACCCUUGUCGACCUACCCGACGGCAAGACAUGA